ACAAUUUGCAGCUGUAUUCGAACGAUAAACAUUAACGCCAGCAUAUCAGUAAUUAAUCCAAUAAAAUGAAGUUCCUUUUCGCCUUCUUUCUCAUCGUAGCUGUAACUUCCGUCGAAGUUUACGCGCAAUGCGAUGACAACAAGUGUAACUCCGGCUGCAGAAGUCAAGGAAAUAUCAUAGGAGUAUGCAGAAAAGAUGACUCCUGUCUAUGUGUGGCAGCUCCGCCGAAAUGCGAUUCCAACGAGUGCGACUCCGGCUGCAAAAGCCGUGGAAAUAUUCUGGGAAGAUGCAAUGGAGAUUAUCUCUGCGAGUGUGCUCCAAAAUGCGAUUCCAACGAGUGUGACUCAGGCUGCAAAAGCCGUGGAAAUGCUCUGGGAAGAUGCAAGGGAGAUUCUCUCUGCGAAUGUGUUGCAGCUCCAAAAUGCGAUUCCAACGAGUGCGACUCAGGCUGUAAAAGCCGUGGAAACAGUUUCGGACGAUGUAAGACCGAUACUCUCUGCGAAUGCGUUGUUGUUGUCCAAGGUUAGAAGCGAAGUCAGGAAUCGAAUCCGGAGUCGAGUUAAGAGUCUGAAGUACAACUACUACGAUCCUUUUUCCUAUUGAUGAUGAAAAUAAAGUGUAAUAUUCAUCCAUAA
Molecule: messenger RNA, 635 nt
Organism: Nasonia vitripennis (jewel wasp)
Lineage: Eukaryota; Metazoa; Arthropoda; Insecta; Hymenoptera; Pteromalidae
Product: nasonin-6
Exons: 5
Coding region: 66-527 (153 amino acids)
Source: RefSeq, marked validated